This is a messenger RNA of Trypanosoma conorhini, 1638 nucleotides long. Its product is annotated as regulatory subunit of protein kinase a-like protein. The annotation marks the transcript as partial. The transcript has a single exon. The record is from RefSeq and is a predicted model, not a curated record. NCBI's taxonomy places the organism in Eukaryota, Euglenozoa, Kinetoplastea, Trypanosomatida, Trypanosomatidae.
GAUAAUGAGCAGGCGAACGAGAAGGAGAAUGCGAAUGCGAUUGAAGAGAAUGCGAAUGUGGUUGAGGAGACUGAGCGCGAGAAUGAGGAGAAUGAGCAUGUGAGUGCGACUGAGGAGAAUGUAAAUGCGAUUGAGGAGAAUGCGAAUGAGAAUGAGGAGAAUGCGAAUGAGAAUGAGGAGAAUGCGAACGUGAUUGAGGAGACUGAGCGUGAGAAUGAGGAGAAUGAGCAUGUGAGCACGACGACUGAGGAGAAUGCGAAUGAGAAUGAGGAGAAUGCGAAUGCUCAUGAUGAGAAUGAAGAGACAAACACGCCGUUGAACUCGGCAGCGCGUGGGUCCCAUCCACAGGCUGCUGCUCCGCCCUCUCCCGGGGAUGGUUUACGUGGCAGGCAUGAACUCAACGACGGGGAAGAAAGCGAUGGACAACUGACUAUUGAAGAAGAUCAGAUUGAAAAGGAAGGGAAUGAGGGCCAGGAUAAUAAGGAAGCAAUGCCCUACGAAUUUGAAAAGUUCAAGUUUGGGAAAAUGAGUUCACCGGCACCCUCAGCCACUUCCGAGGUUGAGGUAGACGUUGAAAAGAGAGAUGCCGCCGACAAGGCCGAUAAGGAUGAAGUUAUCGAGGUCUCUGAAGAAGAACGACAACGUCUCCUCAAGCUGAAUUGCCACUCUCGACUGGGAGUAUCGGAUGCCAGCAUUGAUGCCGCAGAAAUGAUGUGUACGGAGUUUCCCCCCUCGCCAAAGUCCGCUGAAACUGCAAAAUUUAUUACGCAGGUGUUGGAAAAGCACUUUCUUUUCUCUUCCCUGGAUGCCAAGCAGCUGCAUAAGCUGGCAAUGGUGAUGAGCAUCGAGGAGUUUACGCAGGGAAGCAAACUGCUUGUCAAGGGGGAGGCAAGUAACCACUUUUACAUCGUUCUUGACGGCGAGGCCACCAUGACCAUCCACGAAGAAGAUGAGAGCAGGGCCACGAUGGAGCGACUUGAAAAGGGCUCCGCCUUUGGAGAAGUGGGGCUUUUGUACGAGACUCCAAGUGAGGUGACGGUGCAAUCCGUCACGCCCCUCGUUUGUGCAGUGUUGGAGCGGACAACGUACAAAAUGAUUGUUUCGCGGGCCGCCGAAGAAAAGCGCCAACGGUAUCUUUCCUUCCUGGAAAAUGUCCCCUUCCUUAAGGCCCUAACGCCGCAGGAGCGUUUACAGCUCGCGGAGGCGUUAAAGGAGGAUCAAUUUAAAAAGGGUGAUAAAGUCAUAAGGUACGGUGAGAAGGAAGAUUGGCUGCACUUUAUCGUGGAGGGCACGGUGGAUAUUAUUGGGCGUGAUGAAAAGGGCGAGGAGGAGUACGUUGCAACGUCCCACGCUGGGGAGUGUGUCGGGGAUUUGGAGUUUCUGUACCGCCACGAAACAGUGGCUGAUGUUGUUGCCACCAGCCCCGUCGUCACGACCGCCAAGAUGAGCCGCCUGCAUUUCGAAAAACUAUUUGGGAGCGCCAGGGAGUUGCUUGAUCGCAAGGUAAAGGACGAUGCCUCCUACACAUACUACCGCCGAAGGAUGGGCAGCGCGUCACCUCCACGGGAGGAUCUCACUCCACCCUUCGAUGCGCCACCGGCCUAUCUGUCAAACAUUUCUGUACCUUUGCCAUUGUGA